Molecule: messenger RNA, 2599 nt
Organism: Triticum aestivum (bread wheat)
Lineage: Eukaryota; Viridiplantae; Streptophyta; Magnoliopsida; Poales; Poaceae
Product: lysine-rich arabinogalactan protein 19
Source: RefSeq, a predicted model, not a curated record
UACGGAGGGAGUACUAACAUUGUUUGAGGAGCUGCGUGUUGUGGUAUUAGUGGUAACGAUUUAAGCUAAAAAGCCCCUUACACGGCGCCCAAGAAUCUGCUCACGACUGGGUCUAUUUUCGCACGGCGCAGGGUAUCGACGACGGCAGUGGCGAGAGCUCCUCCGUGUGUGUGUGUGAGUGAGUGAUUGCUCGGCUUGCUAGUAACGAGGGUAAGCGUAUGGCCAUGGCUCCCGCGACACCGCGCCCGCGGCCGGCGGCGCCGCGUUGAUCUCCCUCCUCCGGCCGUCAUUUCAACCGCCGAGACCAGAUCUGGGCUGCUCUCCGCGUCGUCUCUCAGCUGCACUCCCUCUCCCCUUCAGGCUCUCGAAGCUCUGCUCAUGGCCCUCGUGUCCGCGUCGUCAUCUCCGACUCCGUCGGAAGCACUGGCCGCGGCUGCUCUUGCCUCCCGCAUGGCCGCCUCGGCAGCUGGCGGCCGUCUGUCCCGUGCUGGGCUCCCGCCGAGGCCAGAUGUGGCAGCACCUCCGAUGGCGCAGUCGGGCAUGCGCUCUCUGCCUCGCCCCCGGCUUCCUCCGACCGGUGUCGCCGCGUUUUCCGCCCUGGACGCGGCGCGUGCUGCUCCAAAUCGUGCUCCUGGCCUGCUGGUUGGAGGGCUUGGAUCCCCUGCCUCCGCUGACUCUGCUCCUGGCAUCACCACGCCGUCAGCCCCAAAUUUUUUUGUGGGCGCAUCGUCCCCAACUCCUGCCAGCAUUGCUACGGUGUCCCUCCUGUAGAAGUGGCGCCAUCCCCAACUCCUGUCAGUGUUGUGCCGGGUCUGAACAAGGCGUGGCAUGUUUCGUGGAGCUUCCUUACCGACGAUGAAGAUGACGAGGAUGAUGAUGUGCUGGCCUCGCCGACUCCGCCGCCGGCUUCUAAAUCCUCAGUUUCGGCAGCUCGGCCGGGCAUGGCAUGUGAUGCGGAUUCAUGCAGUGGUUGGGAAAAGGUGCUGCCGCGAUGUAACGUGCAAUGCCCGGUGUCACUAGGCCCUGCACUGGCUCCCCGUCCUAUCCCCGCUUGGCUUCAUGGUAGAUGUUGCAGAUGCCUCUAUCCUGGACACCGUGCAGCGGAGUGUUGAGAUCCUUUUAGGUGUUCUCGAUGCCUUGAGAAUGGUCAUCAAGCGUGUGGGUGCCGCAAUGCCUGGUGUCCCCUCAGCUUUUUGGGAAGCCCUACUUUGUCGCCAUUGCCCCGCCUCCCUGUCGGACACCAACAAGCUUCAGUUCCUCGUAAGGUCCAGAAAGAUGUCGUGCCCCUCUCGAAGACGUUUGGUCAUGAUUCUUGGGCAUCGAUCGUUGUUGCUCCUGUUGGCUUUGUGGCCUCGGCGAUAUCCCAGUGCGGCCUGCCUUGGAGAGGCAGGCCGAGCUGUUGCGCUCUGAGCUCCUUGAUAUGGCUUCCUUCCGACUUGAGGAGACGGUCCAGCCUCUGCGUGAUGUCGUUGACUCCAUGCAAGGUUGGAUGUUGCGGAUGGAGAGCUUCAUGGAGCGAGUUGAGGCUGCACUAGGAGGGCUCUCCUUGGCACCGCCUGUGUUGCAGAGUGCUCAUGUGUUGCGCCCUUUGGUUGUGCCUGAUGGCAGCUUCGAGGUUGAGAGGGGAGACGAGCUUCAUGGUUGCUUCUCCCCUCGUGCUAGAGCCAGCUCGCCGUCGUCGGCCUAUGAGGGUCUAGGCAAUGAUGUGGUUGUGACUCCGGUGUUGUAGAUCAUGCCUGAGCUUCAGGAGCUGUGUGGGGGCUCGGUUCUGCCUCUGUCCGUCGAACAACCGAAGGUAGACCCUCCUGAGAUCUCAAUUGUGGCUUUGUCGCCAGCAUCACCCCUGGAGUCUAGCCAGAUACUUGAUGCUGAGGAGUGUGGUGAUUUGGAUGCUUCAAUCUCUCGAUCUCCUAAGUCCAUUGGGUGUCAGGCGUCAACCAGUCUACCCUUUGGUGUCAUGGAGCACGGAGUUUUGGAUGUUGCUGAUGUUCCCUCGUUUGCAACCAUGGAGCAGGUGAUGCCUGUGAGUGACAUGACCAUUGAGCCAAGUGUGUUGGCACCUACUCCAAAUCUAGAUGCUCUCUUUGCGAAGGAACUUUGUGACUUACUCGCCAGUGUGGAGGUUGGUAGACCUGGUUUGGGUAGGUCGAUUGCUUGCCCCUUGACGGGGACACCAAAAAGGGCCAAACAAAAGAAGGUGGGCAAAGGAAAGAGUGGCGUCAUGGGCAAGGCGUCUCUCUCUCGCUGCUUGAUGGAUGCCAUUCGAUCUCUCGGCCUAUCCGUUUUGAUUGGGUUGUUAUUGUGGGUUGGGAGGUGCCUGAUGUCUUGUGUCGAGUUGUUUUUGUCGGGGGUCUCUUGGCGUAGUAGCAAUGUCGGGGUUUGUGGAUGUUGUGUAUUCAGAAAGCCUGGGAGGGACCGCAUGUGCUGUUGUGGGGUUUCUUGCCAUGUGAGGAGUUAGUCCGUGCUUCAUUUGUAUUGGUUUUCGCCCGGUUUUCCGUAAAAUAACUGGGCAAUUCUCUUCUUCUUAAUUAAUCGACGAGGCAAAACUUUUGCCUCCGUUUUGAAAAAAAGAAAAGAACGAAACCUGGAACAAUAGUUG